AACAGUUAGCUACUAGGGUGACCAGACGUCCCCAUUUUCCGGGGACAGUCCCCGUUUUUGGUGGCCUGGCCCCGGCUGGAGCUGUCCCCGGAAAUGCCCCCUUUUUUAACUGUGCGUUAAAAUAAUACUGCAAAGUGAAAUAAUAUUUUAAGAAAGACCGGGCAACAGAGCCUACCAGUUGACGUCUCAAUCGCGUUGUGCUUGUUUUGUCCAGCAGAGGGGGCUGCUCGCUAUAGCAGCUUCAUUCACUCUCCUUCUACUAACUACCUGCUCGCGAUAGUUUUAGAGAAAACUGCUGUGAAAACUCGGCCAGAAGCUAGCAAGUGUCAAGUGAAUCCACAACAUAACCACAAACGUCUUUUUAAGCCAGAUUGGAGAAGAAGGAGAAGGAGAAAUUAAGGGAGUAAAAAGAGUGAAGCGAGGAGAGUGUGGAAGAGUGAGGUGGAAAGGUAAAGAGAAGAAAAGGAAGAAAGAGCAGGAAGAUGAGUGAAGAAAAGAGGAGGAGAAAGAUUGGAGGAGAAGAAAAAGUUUGGCUGGCCUUUGUCCAUGGAAACCUGACCGUAUUCAGUGACACGAUCAAGAUGCUUGAAGGCCAGGACUGCUGUGCUGUGGAGUCAGCUGCAAUUCUGAGAAAUGUUGAGGCAAAAUUGACUGCAACUUCAUUCCAGUUUUGGUCAAAGGACUUCUGAGAGAGCUAGAGGAAAAUGGAGCCAUGUCUAAAGAGAGCUUUCUCAAAACAACCCAAUCAUUCUUCACUAUGGCUGUGAACUACUUGCAAGCAUGGGGAAAGCACACAGAUAAUCUAAAAGAUUUCACAUUGUCUCCUUUUAAAAAGGAAACCUCAGCGUGUAGAGAUCCAGAAGGCAGCAGGCACACUGCAGGAAAAAUGCUUCAAUGUGACCAUCAAUGAGGAUGUUGUGUGACGAGGUUACUGGCCUGCAAGAGUUCCUAAAGGGGGGAUCGCUUGAAGAAUGGAUAACAUCUGAGACACCGCUUAGUCAGAGAUGGAGCACGGUGGUUACCCACUUCAAAGAGAACGACAUCCCACACACUAACCUGGCUAGAUUAGCGUCUGUUGUCAUGUGUUUACCUGGAAGUAAUGCACCAGUCGAGAGAGUGUUCUCCCAAAUGAAUGAUCUAUGGACAGCAGCAAGAAAUAGGUUCACUGUUCCUACCAUCAAGGCCAUGCUUAUUGUGAAGACAAACUUCAACCUCCCCUGCCAGGAGUUCAUGGAGAAGCUUGCCAAAGACAGAGCAAUCCUGAAGAAGAUACAUUCUUCUGAGAAAUAUACAGAUUAGGUUGGUAUAAGUAUAUUAUGUGGUUACCAAUCUCAUCGUCUUAUUUCUUAUGUUGUUAAUUAUUUCACAUAUACUAUUGUCUGUUUUUUCAAUUUUGCUCAUGUUCUCUUCUGCUCUUAUUCUACCCAGACUACAAGGACCACUGAAUGGCUGUUCAGAUCGGACAAUUCUGUCUUGUCUGUAGUGUUUCUGUAAUAUAGUUGUUUUCUCUAUCACAGUGUGCCUGUUAGACCAAAUACAUGAAACCGGAAAUGUCCCCUUUUUUAUUUCAUAGAUAUUAACAUUGGAUAUUUUAAUGAUAUAUUGACCGCCGAACUGGAAAUGUCCCCGGUUUUAGUUUCAGGAAUCUGGUCACCUUAUACUAACCUGCAUCCAAACAAAAUUCUUUCAAGGUUGCUUAGCGCAGAAGUAUAGGACAUCGCUGCCACCUAGUGUACAUCUACGUUAAAGUAACUAUCCAGUGUUUCCAGAUGUCUAUGAAGUAUGAUCUAUAAUUCAUUACAAUAUGAGAGAAAUGGUUUUCCUUCCAAUUUUUUAUUUGGUGUGGGUGUAUUUUUUAUUUUUUGAUCCCCUUUAGCCGACGCCAAUGGAAACAGCUAGACUUACUGCGGUCCGACACGACGAAAAAGACAUUACAGACAAAAGACUUUACAAUUGACACACAUUUAAAAACAUUAACAUGUAGUGUGUGUGCAUCUAUCAGUUAUACAUACAUGUCAGUACAUACACGCAACAAGCAGGUCACGUGGGGGGAGAGGCAUUGUGCCGUGAGGUGUUGCUUUAUUUUUUAAACCAGUUUUGCUGUUCACUUGCGCUAUAUAAGAUGGAAGGGAGUUCCAGGCACUCAUGGCUCUGUAUAAUACUGUACGUUACCUUGAAUUUGUUCUGGACCUGGGGACUGUGAAAGACCCCUGGUGGCAUGUCUGGUGGGGUAAGUGUGUGUGUCAGUGUUGUAUGUAAGUUGGCUCAGCAAACAAUUUGGAAUUUCCAACACAUGAACGUUUCUUAUAGAAACAUGAAGUGACGCAGUCAGUCUUUCUUCAACUCUUAGCCAAGAGAGUCUGGCAUGCAUUGUAUUAAUAUUAGCCCUCUGCUUACAAUGAAGAGCAAGACGUGCGGCUCGGUUCUGAGCCAACUGCAGCUUAACUGGGUCUUUCUUUGCAGCACUUGGCCAAAUGACUGAACAAUAAUCAGGAUAAGAUACAACUAGAGCUUGCAGAACAUGCUAUGUGGGUGUGGUGUCAAAAAAGCAGUGCAUCUCUUUAUUACAGACAGACCUCUCUCCCCAUCGAAUCUAUAUGCUUUGCGCAUGACAGUUUACGAUCUAAGGUAACACCAAGUAAUUUGGUCUUGUUUUUACGUUUAGCAGACGCUCUUAUCCAGAGCUGUAAGUCGCUCUGGAUAAGAGUGCAUACAUUUUCAUACCUUUUUUUUCUUUCAUACUGGUUCCCCAUGGGAAUUGAACUCACAACCCUAACUGAGCUACACAGGACUUGUCUCCUCAACUUGUUCAACAGCCACACCAUUCAUUACCAGGUUCAGCUGAGGUCUGAAAAGAAUUGAUAGUUUUAAAAAAUGAUGUGAGUAGACCGCUGGUUGGCCAGCUCACUUCAUCCUCAAUGAGGUAAUAGAUACAAGUUUGAGGUGGGGCUUUUGAAGUGUUUUUUCCCCCUCCAAUUUAUGCUUUGGCCACAAAUAUGAGUAUAGGAUGAGUCAACAACAUUAUUUGGGUACGAGUUAACAGAAUAUUAACUUUUAAAAGUGAGAUUUUCACUGGACAGUUACUUUAAUGCAGGAUUAAGUAUGGAUGGAACAGUGGCACACAGUUCACCUGUGACCUACACUCAUUAAACAAAUGAUCAUAUGUUGAUAACAGAUCUGUAGGUGAAUGUCAAAGGGUGACAAACCGGCCACUUUUCGAAAGCUACGAAUAUUAGACUAUAUUUAGAGGGAUCUUAUGGUUUACUUAACAUAGAAGGGUAUGAGAGGUGGAAGUGAUAGUUGAAAGUGACCUAAAUAAUUCUGCCAUGCCUCUUUGAAUAAUACUAAGGGUCAGGGCAGGCUAUCAUUAUCACUAAGCCUAUCAUCAAUUAUUAUUAUCAUCAUGAACAACAUAAUCAUCAUUACCUCGAUCAAGCCUUAAACUGAUCCUAGCAGCCCACACGGCCAUGGCCCCGGUAAGAGGCCCGGGGUAAUUUGGAGCUCUGCGGGGAGGGGCACUUCACUUCCCGUAAUUCGAAUGGAUACCGACCGUCAACAUCAUCAGACUCGAGCGAGGGGAGCAGAUCCGACUUGAAUUUAACCGAUUGACGCCAUAACAGAGGUAACCAUGGCGACGAGGGGUCAUUCCUCUUGCUCCUCGAUGAGUAACCACACCAAGGAGAGAGUGACCAUGGCUAAGGUGACCCUGGAGAACUUCUACAGUAACCUGAUAUCCCAGCAUGAGGAGAGAGAGAUGAGGCAACAGAAGCUGGAGAGGGUGAUGGAUGAGGAGGGACUGCCUGAUGAGGAGAAGUGUAUGCGGCGCUCCCAGCACGCACGUAAGGAGACAGAGUUCCUGAGGCUGAAGAGAACCAGGCUGGGAUUGGAAGACUUUGAGUCCCUCAAGGUGAUUGGUCGAGGAGCCUUUGGAGAGGUGCGUCUGGUCCAGAAAAAGGACACAGGUCAUGUCUAUGCCAUGAAGAUCCUGCGCAAGGCUGACAUGCUGGAGAAGGAACAGGUGGGCCAUAUCCGGGCUGAAAGGGACAUCCUGGUGCAGGCAGACAGUCUGUGGGUGGUCAAGAUGUUCUACAGCUUCCAGGACAAGAUGAACCUCUACCUACUCAUGGAGUUCUUACCUGGAGGUGACAUGAUGACAUUGCUGAUGAAGAAGGAUACUCUGUCAGAGGAGGAGACUCAGUUCUAUGUGGCUGAGACGGUCCUGGCCAUAGACUCGAUACACCAGAUGGGCUUCAUACACAGAGACAUCAAACCUGACAAUGUACUGCUGGACUCCAAGGGCCAUGUGAAGCUAUCAGACUUCGGCUUGUGUACAGGGUUGAAGAAGGCCCAUCGGACAGAGUUCUACAGGAACCUCAACCAUAGCGUUUCCAACGACUUCACAUCUCAGUACAUGAACUCCAAGAGGAAAGCAGAGACCUGGAAGAGGAACAGACGACAGCUGGCUUUCUCCACUGUGGGAACUCCAGACUACAUCGCCCCGGAAGUGUUCAUGCAGACCGGAUACAACAAGCUCUGUGAUUGGUGGAGCCUGGGGGUCAUCAUGUACGAGAUGCUGAUUGGCUACCCCCCGUUCUGUUCGGAGACGCCCCAGGAGACAUAUAAGAAGGUGAUGAACUGGAAGGAGACUCUGGUGUUCCCUCCGGAAGUCCCCAUCUCAGAGAGGGCCAAGGAACUCAUCCUCAGGUUCUGCUGUGAGGGAGAUCAUCGGAUCGGGGCGACAGGGGUGGAGGAGAUCAAGAGAAACCCAUUCUUUGAGGGAGUCGAUUACGACCACAUCAGGGAGAGACCUGCAGCGAUCCCCGUGGAGAUCAAAAGCAUAGACGACACAUCAAACUUCGACGAGUUCCCUGAGUCGGACAUCCUCUCACCCACAGCUGCAGCAGCACCCACCAAGUCUCCAGCAGCAGCAGCAGCAGCUGAGGCUGACUAUAAAAAUAAGGACUGGGUCUUCAUCAACUACACCUACAAGCGAUUCGAGGGCCUGACAGCCAGGGGAGCCAUCCCUUCCUACAUGAAGGGAAGCAAGAGAUGAACUCUGACCCUAUAAUCUGUGCUGCAAUGACCCCCUGAUUCCCAUAUCCCCCGCAGCACCCAGAUACCUUCACACAACGGUUCAGUUUCAUAAUACAAAUAUGUUUUUUUUUUUUACAAAAUUCAACUGUUAAGCUGUUCUAUUUCCUGCAGGCAUUCUGAACCAGGAUUCUGAGAAAUCUGGUUGAACCAACUCUAACCAGUUCCUUAUACCCUGUGGAUACAUGGUUGUAACCACAGUUUGGCCUUCUGUGACUUAGGGCCCAGUAACCGGGUUUCCCGGAUGUGAAAACCACCAUUCUUCUUUCACUGUCAAUGCAUGUUUGGAUGAAUUAUCUCAGUAAAAUUUUUACAGUGUGUAACAAUAACUCAUCUCAAAUAUGCUUUCUCGCUGUGUAGGAAGAAUGUCAAGUUUAUCUUCGAUACCAGGAUAGCAGUUUUGAUUGAAUAGGGCCCAAUUUCUCAGAGCUGAAGCCCGGCUCUUACUUUCCCACCAGCACUGAACUCUGAUGUACAGCCUUAUAGCUGUCCCCUUGUGUCCCUCCAGAACCUUCUCCCCACUCUUCUCCUCAACCUGUCAUACGGUUAAUAGGGAAACGUCUCUACUGUUCUCUAGGAAGCUGGCAGGUUCACAGCAGUCUGUCUCACUACCCCUGUGACGUCAUUAGAUUACCGCUUGCCUCGGAGAGAGGAGUUCUAACAAUGCUAUUUUUAGCAUUCUAUUUCUGUGAUUCCUGUGAUGUCAUCAGUCCGAGUGAGUGAGAAUGUUCAACAAAGGACGGAAAAUUCCAUGGUAGUCUAGCUACUCCUCAGUAAGGGGUUUAUUGAGGAAGCACUUCUCCAUCACUGCCUUUGUUGGUUGUCUCAACUGUUAUUUCUUUAAUCAUUUUGUAAUGUAUCAUUUUCAUAAUACAGACGUUUUCAGAAAGGUUCAUUCGAAUGCUUUGUUGGAUUGAAAUAGUACUAGUCUUCAGGGAUAUAACUAAUGCUGGUUGUGUGUGUAUGUUGAGCUGUCUGAAUGACACUACCUUGAGACAUCAUGUCCAUUUUAUAUGCCUUACCCAAAGAACUGCCAAGAGCUGUACAUUAGUUUGAAAUUGGAAUCCCCCUUUUUUUGUUUCAUGUUAAAUUGUUUGUAUGCAGGAUGGAAGGCUCUAGACUUUUUGCUCACCCGACAGGGCUUGAUUUUUUUUUUACAGCUGCUCUUUCUAAAGCUGGUAUUUAAUGAAAGGCUUCUCAUGUUACGGUUUUUUCCCCAUAUAGUAUUUUUAACUCAAAAAGGAACCACUGUUUUAUGCACAAUGCUGGGGAUUUAUGAAUUUCACGUACAUUUAAAACUUCAGCAAAUAUGAAAUAUAGAGCUUGAACUUUCACAUAUAUCUGUGUUAAAGCACUUUCAGCACUGUUAGUGUGUGUAUGUACGUAUUAUGUAAAAAAAGGAAAACAAACUUGGCCUCACUUUACACCUUACAUGAGUAACUACAGGAUAGCUUUUACUAGAUGAACUACUGCAGUCAGGUAGUAGUAGGCCUAACACUAACCAUUUGUUCUCACUCUUUUAUUUUUCAAGAGACUAAAAUGGUAGGUGCUAUAGAACUACUUGUACUUAUUCCCACAUAGUAACCCAGUAGUAAUACCUGUGUAAAGUGAUGCAAUAUUUUUUCCCCAGAUAGACGACUGAAUGAUGUUGACGGUUAGUUCUCCACUCGUUCUGAUUUUCACUCGAGUGCUUUAAGGUCUUUGUACCCGCUGGAGAAGUAAACUCUGAGCAGCUGCUUAGCAUGAUAGACUCUUACUAGUGUAAUGCUGUUUGAAAAGGUGCACAUGCCAAAUAGGCGGUACAAUAAUUCCCAUUACGUCUGCUUAUGUUUUUUAAAAUAGCCUAUAUUUUGUAUCAAUGCUCACACCAAGCUGUUCCUUUUGAGCAAGGAAAAAUAUUGAUAUGCAAAUGAGUACAUGUAUAAACCGCAGUCAUUUCUCUGCUGGGUGACACAUAUACUAUGUAUAGAUCUGUGUGUGUAUGUGUGUGUAUCUUAUUGAAUCCUUCUGUAUGAGGUUUGAAUGUUUUCAGCUCAACUAUAUUUCUCAGCAAAGGAGAACACAUGUUCACUAUGAGAAAAAAAGCUUUAAAUGCUGAGAAAUAAUUUAAUCUUUCAAUAAAACAUUUGUACAAUU
Salvelinus fontinalis (brook trout) is the source of this 7227-nucleotide messenger RNA. RefSeq names its product serine/threonine-protein kinase 38-like. The coding region runs from base 3629 to 5053 and encodes 474 amino acids. The transcript has 15 exons. Lineage: Eukaryota; Metazoa; Chordata; Actinopteri; Salmoniformes; Salmonidae. The record is from RefSeq and is a predicted model, not a curated record. Gene Ontology annotation, biological process: intracellular signal transduction; peptidyl-serine phosphorylation. Gene Ontology annotation, molecular function: ATP binding; protein serine/threonine kinase activity.